GAAUUCAAGAUUAUGUUAGGUCUCUUUUUCCGCAUAAUCAAUUAGGAGUAAAAUACAGAUAUAGAUUUCCAAUUCCAUGGCGAACUCACUCUCACUCCUCCCCUCCCCUCUCUCUCCGCUUCCCAAACUCUCCAACCCCUCCACCGCCACCACCGCUCUCCGCCUCUUCCCCUCCACUCGAUCGAACACGCUCAUAACUCGCUCCACCCAGUUCACGGUUUCUAACCUCUCCGCCGCCGUCGGGGAAGACUUGCCGGAAGACUACGCCGACUGGUUUCCGAAACCCGAUCCAUACGUCCAACGAAGAGCCGGCGUUCUCCUCCACCCGACAUCGUUUCCCAGCUCCUACGGCAUUGGAGAUCUAGGCGAACAGGCCUUUCGGUUCAUCGAUUGGCUUCACGACGCUGGUUGCUCCCUCUGGCAGGUUCUUCCUCUGGUUCCUCCAGGGCGGAAAGGUAAUGAAGAUGGCUCCCCAUACUCUGGACAGGAUGCAAAUUGUGGUAAUACCCUUUUGAUUUCUCUUGAGGAGCUCGUGAAGGAUGGUCUGUUAAUGAAGGAAGAGCUUCCAAAACCAAUUGAUGGAGACUGUGUAAACUACUCAACCGUUGCUGACGUCAAAGAUCCUCUGAUAGCCAAGGCUGCAAAGAGACUGGUUCUGAGUGAAGGGGAUCUCAAAUGUCAGCUUGAAGAGUUCAAAAAAGACCCUGAUGUUACAAGUUGGCUUGAAGAUGCAGCUUAUUUUGCUGCCAUUGACAACCAUCUAGAUACAUUUAGUUGGUAUAAUUGGCCUGAACCAUUGAAAAAUCGCCAUCUGGCAGCCUUGGAAGAAAUUUAUCAAAGCCAAAAGGAUUUUAUAGAAAUUUUCAUUGCGCAACAGUUUCUAUUCCAAAGGCAAUGGAAAAAAGUCCGUGACUAUGCACAGUUAAGGGGGAUAAGCGUAAUGGGAGACAUGCCCAUUUAUGUUGGUUAUCACAGUGCAGAUGUUUGGGCACACAAGAAACAAUUUUUGCUGAAUAGGAGCGGCUUCCCUCUUCUAGUGAGUGGGGUUCCCCCUGAUGCCUUCAGUGAAACUGGUCAACUGUGGGGCAGCCCUCUAUAUGACUGGAAAGCGAUGGAGAAAUAUGGAUUUUCCUGGUGGAUAUGUCGAUUACAGCGUGCACAGGAUCUAUUUGAUGAAUUCAGGAUAGAUCACUUCAGAGGAUUUGCAGGCUUUUGGGCAGUUCCUUCUGAAGCAAAAAUCGCAAUGGUUGGACGAUGGAAGGUGGGACCUGGAAAGUCUUUAUUUGAUGCCAUCUACAGAGAUCUCGGGAAGAUUAAUAUAAUAGCAGAGGACUUGGGAGUAAUCACAGAGGACGUGGUUGACCUUAGGAAAUCCAUUGGGGCACCUGGAAUGGCUGUCCUCCAGUUUGGGUUUGGAAGUGAUUCUGGUAAUCCCCAUUUGCCUCAUAAUCAUGAAUACAAUCAAGUUGUCUAUACCGGGACUCAUGAUAAUGACACGAUGAUGAUCUUAUUAUCUUGACAUUCUGAAAAGAGUUUCUGUUGUUGAAUAUAUGGCUGCAAGUGGAUGGAUUCUUCAAUUCCAUUUCACAGUGCAGAAACCCAAAGUUGGCUUGAAUUUCUAGUGAAGAUCAACACCAGCCACUUUUUGUUGAUUCCCUUGUCGCCACUUUAAAUCAAACGCAAAACGUAUUAUGAAGCUUUUGUUUGCCUAUAUGUAUUGAUGGUUUGUGAAGCUCAAGUGUGGCAAUUUGUUUGUUGACUGGUGAGGGAGAGAUAUGGCUUGAGUUUCAAAUACUAGGACUUUGAUGAGGGAAACCUUUGUAAUAUCUUCUCCAUGUUUUGUAAUACGCUGCGCGUGAAAGUAGGUACAGGCCGAACCACACAAAAUUCAUUUGUUUGUGUGCAUUGUUGACCUUAUGGCACACCACCUGUUUCCUUGGUGUUCUCUUCUGGCACCCUUUUAGUCCCUUUAUCAGUAAAUAAUUCAGGAAAAGGUCCCCAUUCUGAUUUUACCCAGCAGAAUAAUGAAUAGGAAACUGAAUAUUUGAGUUCACACAUGGAAUCUCAGAUCAGA
Molecule: messenger RNA, 2074 nt
Organism: Rhododendron vialii
Lineage: Eukaryota; Viridiplantae; Streptophyta; Magnoliopsida; Ericales; Ericaceae
Product: 4-alpha-glucanotransferase, chloroplastic/amyloplastic
Exons: 14
Coding region: 77-1519 (480 amino acids)
Biological process (GO): carbohydrate metabolic process
Molecular function (GO): 4-alpha-glucanotransferase activity
Source: RefSeq, a predicted model, not a curated record